Messenger RNA from Myzus persicae (green peach aphid), 2704 nucleotides. It is a transcript of the gene DopEcR, whose product is annotated as beta-1 adrenergic receptor. The record is from RefSeq and is a predicted model, not a curated record. Gene Ontology annotation, biological process: G protein-coupled receptor signaling pathway. Gene Ontology annotation, cellular component: membrane. Gene Ontology annotation, molecular function: G protein-coupled receptor activity; peptide binding. The coding region runs from base 977 to 1882 and encodes 301 amino acids. The transcript is spliced from 5 exons. NCBI's taxonomy places the organism in Eukaryota, Metazoa, Arthropoda, Insecta, Hemiptera, Aphididae.
UUUAAUAAUAUUUAUGUACACGACGAUUUACACCUUAACGACAGUGCGGAUGGACGGCGGACGUCGGAGUGAUUUCCUUGACGAAUAAUGAAAUCGAAAUAUGUUAUAUGAUAUUAUAUUACACGGCAGCGACGGGCGACCCGCGGGAUUACCGUUUAUUAUAGUGAUAAGUGGUAUCGACGUAUUAUUAUUAUUAUUGUGACAAUAUUCUAACACGUCUUCUGAAAGUCUUCGUAAUAACGUUACAUAUCAUUUUUACCACAACACUCCGCCACCACCACUGCAGUCAUGUCGUCGCCAAUCGUGCACCCUUCGAAUAUGGAUACGCAUACUACACCUGCACCGUCUACAGCAGGAUGCACCACAACGAUGAUCGUCUACUAUAAAUAAUUAUGGAUUCGUAUCGGUUCUGGUGAUUUUUUUCGAGUGUAAUUCGUAUAUAUUAUGACAUAUAGGUGUACACACUCGCACCGUUUAGAUUUCCGCAACCCGACCCUUCAUCAUCUCUUCACCGCCCCCGCAACGUGCACGGUCAAUUUUAGUCGUCCGUCGCUGCUGUAGCGUCUCUCUUGUUUAUUUAUUUUUUUCCGAUAGAUUUUUCUCAAAGCACUCAAUCGUCAUCCUGUGCGAGAUUUCUUCCACGAUGGAUACGGAGCUACGUCGAUGUACUCUAUAGUACAAUAGUUCGAAUUUCUCGUAAAUCGCGAGUAAUCGUUUCGCCAGGUCGUUCGUAUUUUUCGUAUGUUCUUUAUCGCAUAAAGCGCUAAACGGGUGGUACGCGCGUGUAGUAAAAGUCUAAAACCCGUCGUCCUCCGAUCGAUAUGCGUCUAUGAUAUAUCUUUUAUCUAUGUCGUAAUGUAUAUAUCACGAGGCUGUGAUGUGUGACAGAUAGCAACAAUGGCGGUGGGCACGUACUACUGAAGCCCACCCCCACCACAACCUGGAGCCCUUAACCCAGGCAUCGCUGGUGCUCACCAUGGCGGUCGCCAUCAUCCUCCUUAAUAUCCUCAUAAUCGCUACGUUCACCAACAUAAGAGGUGGAGGAGAGGUGAUGAAUGUAUACUUGGUGUCACUGGCUCUGGCCGACCUGCUCUACGGUGUGCUCGUAGUGCCAUUUUCCGUGUAUCCAGCACUUGUGCAACAAUGGGUUUAUGGGAAAAUUGCUUGUAGAAUAAUCGGAUACAUCGAAGUCGCACUGUGGACCGUGUCUGCAUACACACUUAUGUGGAUUAGUGUGGACAGGUACAUAGCGGUACGCAAACCAGUCCGGUACUUUACGGUGCAGACGCGCACCAGGUGUCAGUGCUGGAUGGCGUUCACGUGGAUAUCGUCGGCGAUGCUAUGCAGCCCACCGCUGCUCGAGUUCGGUGAUCCGGUAUUCGACCAGGACACGGCGGUGUGCAUGCUUGACUGGCAGGGCAUGGCGGCGUAUUCGGUGACGCUGUCCAUACUGGUGCUGGGGCCCAGUCUGAUCACAAUUCUGUACACGUACGUGUAUAUUUACGGUGCGAUCAGGCGGCUGCGGCGUGGCUUUCUAGCACACGACAAGGAAUACGUAACAGCGUUGUCUGAAAACUUGUCCAAUCCUACACACGUCACGUCAUUCGUGUUGAUCGUAACGUUUUGGAUAUGUUGGACACCAUUGAUGUCCAUCAAAGCAUACCAGCAACUAGGCGGUGUACCGGCGGUGCCCGGCCAUGUCCGUUUCGCCGCCCUGUGGCUGGGAAUAUCCAAUUCGGUAUGGAAGGCGUUUGUGCUCAUAUUUCUUAGCCCGCAGUUCCGCGUCAUGCUCAGAUUGUUGUGUUUGACGGUAUUUUGCAAACGGAAAAGUCGCGCAGAACUUGAGCUACUACAACUCGACAUGGAAGAUCACUUCCUCUAAGUUAAGUAUUAUGUUGAUGUUUUUUUUUUAAUAAUCAUUAUUGUUGAACUUUGUUUUUGUUAUUAAUCGAAUGUUCUUCCCGAGAACAAUCAUUCGUCCAUUUGUUUACGUUUUAUUCAGAUAAAAAAAAAUUGUUUCAAACGAAAUCUAAUUUAUUAAAAUUGUCGUUGGUUGUAUACCCCCUAACUCAUGGAGAUAUCCAUGGGCUAGGAGAAUUUUUAAUAAUUUUAGUGUGCCGAUAGAGCCAGUAAUCAUACAUGUCAUACUAAAUGGUGUUUUUCGGAACAUUGUAGAAAAAAUUAUUUUUUAUAGACUGUUUUUAAAUUAUUAACAAUUGUUUUGGAACAACUUGUAAAUUAGUAGAUCAGUAAAUCACGUAUGAAUAUAUAUUUUACGGGCAAAUUAAAUUUGUAUGUAUAAUAUAUAUCAACAGAAAGAGUUGGGCAGCAAUUUAAAGAAAAAUCACUUUUCCUUCUUAAAACUUUUAACAAAUAAUACAAAUCAUACUAAAUUACAGGGCUUCCAGUCAAUAAUCUAAUAUAUGUAUAAGUUAGUUAUCAAAUUUAAUCAGUUAAAUGGAGAUUAAUCAUUUUCGACAUUGAAUAAUUUGUUAUUACCACGAAAUAAUAAAAAAUCCAUAGAUACUUUUAUUUUUACGCCCAACUCUGAAAUCAUGGUAUGACUUUUUAUCGUGGUUUAAUUACCAUUCCAUAAAAAUAUGCCUACAAUUUUUAAAUCGCACUGAAUUCGUUUUGUUGAAGUUUAAAAUGUAUGAAGAUAUAGGUGUAGUCUAAAUAAUAUGUAAACAAACGAAAUGCGUAU